Messenger RNA from Penaeus indicus, 1316 nucleotides. RefSeq names its product actin-like. Lineage: Eukaryota; Metazoa; Arthropoda; Malacostraca; Decapoda; Penaeidae. The transcript is spliced from 2 exons. The record is from RefSeq and is a predicted model, not a curated record. The coding region runs from base 40 to 1170 and encodes 376 amino acids.
AGUAGAGAGCGGACUCCGGCCUUCUGUCAAAUAUCCAACAUGUGUGACGAGGAAGAGUGUGCGCUUGUGUGCGACAAUGGCUCCGGCAUGGUCAAGGCUGGCUUCGCCGGAGACGACGCUCCUCGUGCCGUCUUCCCUUCCAUCGUUGGUCGUGCCCGUCACCAGGGUGUGAUGGUCGGUAUGGGUCAGAAGGACGCCUACGUCGGUGAUGAAGCCCAGAGCAAGCGUGGUAUCCUCACCCUCAAGUACCCCAUUGAGCACGGUAUCAUCACCAACUGGGAUGACAUGGAGAAGAUCUGGCAUCACACUUUCUACAACGAACUCCGUGUUGCUCCUGAGGAGUCCCCCACACUUCUCACUGAGGCUCCCCUCAACCCCAAGGCCAAUCGUGAGAAGAUGACUCAGAUCAUGUUCGAAACCUUCUCUAUGCCCGCCAUGUACGUGGCCAUCCAGGCCGUGCUUUCCCUAUAUGCUUCUGGUCGUACCACUGGUCUCGUCUGUGAUUCCGGUGAUGGCGUUUCCCACAUGGUCCCCGUCUACGAAGGAUUCGCUCUUCCUCAUGCUAUCCUCCGUCUCGAUCUUGCUGGCCGUGACCUUACCAACUACCUGAUGAAGAUCAUGACUGAACGUGGCUACUCCUUCACCACCACCGCUGAACGUGAAAUCGUUCGUGAUAUCAAGGAGAAGCUUUGCUACAUUGCUCUUGAUUUCGAAGGCGAAAUGAACGUCGCUGCUGCUUCCUCCUCUUUGGACAAGUCCUACGAGCUUCCUGACGGUCAGGUCAUCACCAUCGGUAACGAGCGUUUCCGUGCCCCCGAAGCUCUGUUCCAACCUUCCUUCCUUGGUAUGGAAUCUGUUGGUGUUCACGAAUCUGUCUACAACUCCAUCAUGAGGUGCGACAUUGAUAUCAGGAAAGAUCUGUUCGCCAACACUGUCAUGUCUGGAGGUACCACCAUGUACCCUGGUAUUGCUGACCGCAUGCAAAAGGAAAUCACUGCCCUUGCUCCUUCCACCAUCAAGAUCAAGAUCAUUGCUCCUCCUGAGCGUAAAUACUCCGUGUGGAUCGGCGGUUCCAUCCUGGCUUCUCUGUCCACCUUCCAGUCCAUGUGGGUCACCAAGGACGAAUACGACGAAUCUGGCCCUGGCAUCGUCCACCGCAAGUGCUUCUAAGCACUCUUGUCUGUAUUCUAUAUACAUAUCUUGUAUAUUCAGCCUCAGUGUUCAGCCUCAAUGCAUUUCAGUCAUCUUCCGUUGUCAUAAACAUGUUUAGACUAAAUAACAUUGUUUUUGAUACGAUCUCAUUAUCCAUCAAAUAA